UCCAAGUUAAAGAUAAAUUCGAAUCUCAAUGUUUCCUAUGCUUUUUUACCUACAGGGGCACAUGGAGAUGCAUAUUUAUUUUUAACUUUGAUUAAUAACAUUUUUUUAACUAUAUUUUGGCCCUGUGGAUUCCUCUGAGCCCUACUGUUUGUAGUACAUCCUGGUUUGCCGCUCCCUAAAGCUGGGGAUCUGGGAAAUGAAAGACCUAUCAAUGUCUUUUUUGUUGAAAGUUAAGUAAAUUAUUAUGCAGGCUGAGAGGGGUUCCCAAACUUUUUCAUAUGACUGUAUAUGGGUUCUAACUAGGAAUAAAAAAAGUCACCUCAGUGACUGCACUGGGCACAUCUGUAUUAAAAUUAUCAGCUUUCUGUUAUGCAUAAAGUUCUGGCACUUUAUAAAUGCUUGUUGAUAAUAAUCCUAAUAAUACAAUGGUUUACACUAAAUAGAGUGCAUGAGUUCUUUUGCUAGGGAGCAUUGCAUAGGCAUUGCUGCUAAGGAGCCCAAUGAUCAAAAAUCUCAGGCUUUUAAAGGACAAGUAAAGGCUUAAUCACUGACGUGGCAAUUUGUUAGGCACCCAUUUUUAACCCUUUCAACACAGAUUUCAACACUUUUUUUCAGUUUAGUUGUCUUCAGAUAGUUCACCAGAAAUAAAUACUUAUUUCAGUUGCUUUCUAUUUGUGUCUGUUUUUCUAGUAGGAACAUUUAAUUUUUCACCUUUUUAGGUCUUUCUAAAGCAGUUUUGGGAGAGGGGCUCUUCCAGUCUACUCUAUAAACUGUUCUAAAUGAUACAAUAGUUGAUGCAUUUCUUAUCUUUGUCCCUGCUGAGCAGAAUCCCCAAAUUACAUUAAUGGCAUCUGUAAAUUGUAGCAGUUCAGAAUCUGCAAUCCAGGUGGUGAGCCAUCUCAUUGAUAAACCAGACACAGGAAUAUUAAACUGCAGUUUUGGGGAGAUAAAAAUGGCAAAAAAUAAAAAAAGGAAAGCAAUUUUUGGUGAAUAAUCCGAAAACUACUGAACUAAAAAAAGCAUUUGGAAGGUGAACCACCCCUUUAAUAACUCAAAAAAAAAAAACCCCACCAGCCUGGGGUUCUAUUCUAGCAAGUGCUGCACUGCCAUCUUGCCUCCUGGCCCACAACCCUUGCAGUUCCCAUUAGCUGGGCAUAUACACAGUAUAGUAAAAGUUUGUCUUUUUACCGCCCAAUUUCCAAUUUUUCUCUACUGCACAUGUGCACAGUCCAGUGCAGUUACAAGGGAUUAGUGAGACACAAUAUGAGAUGGAAGUGCUCACCAUAAUAGCACUCAGACUGGUGAACUGCCCACCUGCUCUAUCAGCACCCAAGCCAAAAAUCUGUGUACCCUCCACUGCCUCCCAGCACUCUUCUUCACCCUUAUUUUCACACAGGUGCGGUGCUUUCAACAGUGGUGUAAAAAAAAAAUUUCUGUGUCCCAAUGCUCCCCCCCCCCUUUUUGUGCUGAAAUCAUAUGGUGGGGUCACCCACCAGCCCCAUGUAGAGAAAGAAGCACAGUAAGAUGCAGAUUAUAAUGAAUUAUGUGCCUGCUACUAAAGUUUACAAAGAUAUUUAAAUACAUGACCUGUAUAUGGACACGCAACACCUUGGUGACUUUAAAUAUGUUUCUAGGUAAGUAUAUAGAAGGGGCACAUUCUCAUAUGUAUAUUAAUCCAUAGUAACACUUCAUUGUGAAAACAUGGUGAUUGUGUAGCUCCUCUCUGUGAACCAUUGUUUUGGCUGCAUAUAUGAAUUCUAGGGGUAAGCACAACCAGUAAGACAUGAAUCUUCUGGGCUUUUUAUGUCACUAAAGAAUAAUGAGUGUUCUAGUGUAGCGGCCCUUAAGUGUAGUGCAAGUUAUAUCUCGCAUUUUCCUUUUUAUGAUGCAUACACGCACAACUAAAACGGUGUUAAAUUGCGUUAUUAGACAUGUAUCCAUUGCAGAUAACUGGUACUCUUGUGCAGGUCUGGACUGAGAAUCAAAAUAGGCCCUGGCAUUUCAGGUUCACAGAGGCCCGAUCAGCCUCAACCAGCCCACUAAAUACUGACUUUCUAUGGCACCUUAUAGCAUUUGCCAGAACCCACAGAUUUCCAGUCCAGGCCUGCUCUUGUGCAAACAAUCAAAAUCCUCACAACCUCUGCUGCUUCUUAUAGUUAUUAACAGUUUAUCUGAAUUAUAUCACUUUUCUGUAUGUAGACAUCCAUGCAUUUGCUUUGCUGCAUAUCCGUGAAAUCUACCAUGGUCACUAGGGCAAAGAUCAUGUAGCUUCAAGUGACAUCAGGGCUCCCACAGCAGGAUCAUCUAAGAGGUUUAAUUAAACUAAGGAAAAUUGAUCAAGUCUUUGCAUAUUCUCUGAGGAAUUGAACAGGUUAACUGGAAUACCUUCAUAAGCUGAGAAUGACCCCUACCACCAACAGGGAUCCUGUUUCAAGCACAGACAGCAAUAUUGGCCUUGUGUGUUUGCCACCCAUCUCUGAUGACCUGCAAUUGAUCUGGACUCGGGCAGAGCUGACCAAUGAACUAGAUGAUCACCAACAGUUACUCCACACCUUCAGUUACUUCCCUUAUCCUAGCAUACCUGAGAUUGCUUUGCUGUGCAUGCGCAAUGGUCUACAAAUGGAAAAGGUCAAGUCAUGGUUUAUGGUACAGCGGAUCCGCUGUGGUAUCAGCUGGUCAUCUGAAGAAAUUGAAGAGACCCGUUCACGUCUACUAUUCAAUCAAGACAAGCUUUAUUUUGAACCUUUGCUUACAUUGGCCAAAGAAUCUGGUAUAUCUCCUACACCUGAAAAAUUAAAAGUUCAGUCUCCAAAGAGCAGCAAAAGGCAAAACAUGACAACUCCACAAACUUCCCCAUGUUUCGAUCACGCUGUACCAGAAGCAAAAAGGCUCAAAACAGAGGGUGUGGCUUCAGAGACUGAAUCUAUAAAGGUUAAUACGCACAUGAUGCAUAGUUCAGAUAAGAAAUGGGAUCCAUCAGAGACACAACAAGAGCAUGGACACUCCUCAAGUGUUCUUGGUCAUGGGCUUCUGAUUGGUGAAGAUGGGACAGAAGUUAGCCCGGCUGUUGAAUGCAUUCCGUCUGAGGAAGAGCUUUUGAAAGAGACCACUUCAUUCUGCUAUCCAGAGGGUCUUUCCACAUUGCAGGAUUAUUAUGGUCUUCGAGAGCAGAGUAGGGGGUCUUCUACUCCAGGCAUGAGGCGACAGCGGAAAACCAAAGAACAGCUAGCAAUUCUCAAGUCUUUCUUUGUGAAGUGUCAGUGGGCUGGUCGGGAAGACUACAAAAAGCUAGAGGAAAUAACAGGGUUACCAAGAACAGAGAUCAUACAGUGGUUUGGGGAUACCCGUUAUGGACUUAAACAUGGCCAACUGAAAUGGUUCAGAGAGAGUGCUCAGGAGCAGCCUACUUGGUUAGAACCACAACAUCUUAUUUCUCAAAAUGGAAAUGAAGUUGAGUCAAUGCCUGGAGAAAUGUCUUCUUUAACACCUGCGUUUGGAGAGCUGGGAGCAGACAACAGAAGUACAGUUCAGUCCAUAAAGAAUUCAGGGGCAAAUCUCAGGGCAUCACCUGUAACCCUGAUAGCAGCAACAUCUAGUAAGACCUCUCUGAAAUUCUUGGCAAAUUCACCAGAAAUCAAGGAUGGUAAGCAGGAAGUUUCUUUAGGAUCAGUUCUGCAGGAUGAUUCAGGUGCAGAUGUUCAGUUUGCAAACACUUCAGGUUCUGAACAACAGUUGGCACCUUCAGCUUUACAGACUAUGAAGAAAAAUUCAUCGGCCUCUCCUGCUCAGACAUCCAGUCAAAGGGUGAAAUAUUUUUUGUUAGAAACGUCUAAAGAACAAGCUGAGGUAGAUGACGAAGAGGAGAGGUGUGUUGUGGAAGUGAUUGAGGGUGAAGAUGAUGAUGAUUAUGAUGAUGAUGAUGUGAUUAGUCAGGACUAAAUGCUCGUUUGUUUUCAAGCAAUCCUGACUGCAUACAGGUCUAUAGGUGUUACACACUAUAAAGUCACCAGCAUGAAUGCCAUCAGUAGGAUUCACUGUACAUCACUUUCUUUUCUUACUUGAUUUCUAUAGUAACCUACUUCGAGUAAUGGCAGCGUGCACUUGGUAUAGCUAAAUGGAGAACUAGAAAGGCCCGCUGUACAUACACUGCGUUGUAAUCUUUUAUGUAGGAGUUUUAUUAUUCAGAACCUACGUUCAGUUUGAAAUCCUCGUUUGUAUCACAGCAGCCAAGAACAUUUGUUUUUAUUACCACUGAGUGAAUUUUUUUGACUUGGCUACUGAAGACAUCUUCACAACAGCGCAAGAGUAGCCCUGACAUUCUAUUAUCUUUUAUUUCUCAGUGCAGUCUGUGACUAGUAAUUGUAUAAUAGAAGCUCCAGUACUGCCCUGAAACCUAGUUCCUAGUCUUUGCAGCAUAUUUACAGCAUUUUAAUAAAUAACCUGAAAAGGCCACAUGCUUCAAACUCUGUUGAAGGGGAAAUUUAAAUAGUAUAUACUGCUUAAAGCAAAUGGCUACUGAGUAGAGCUGGUGUAUUGCCCCUGUGGUGUAGCAGCUCUGUGCAAAAGAAAGCCAAGCCCUGCAAAUGUCUUGCUUACUAGGCUGCUUGAAUCUUACUUCCCUGAGACAAUUGUACAGCACAUUAACACUGCAGGGUAUCAGAAUUUGUAGGCAAAUUGUAUACAUAUGUUUAUUAAGGUUGUUUGUGCUAGGGAAUCUGUUUUGUACACUUUCCUGUUGGUCGGCACAAUCUCUGGUAAUACCUUUUGCAGUAUAGAGUAGUCCGUUCCUGCAGAGAAUCCGCAAUCGGUUGUAUUUUCUGGUCCUUGACCUAUAGAGGACCUUGUGAGCUGUUCUUAUAAAGUCUAAACUAAAUGGAAAGCUCAGUUUGUGAUCCUGUGUUUUAAUGAGUAUUCCGUGCAUAGCAGUUACAGGGCCUAUACCAGUGUACCCCUAUAUAACAAUGUUUCUUAUAAACUGCAUGAUAGGGAGGGGUGUUCAUUUGUACCUAGUUUUUAAAGACUUUGUCUAAACCUUGUGUGACAGUCAACACACAACACCAUAGCCAAUUCUGAAUUCUGUGUGUGUAUAGCAAAUUUUCUGUGGGAUCCACAAUUGGCACUGGUGUGAUAACCUGUGCAAGAGCACACUGACCUAUUCACUUGGUUAUAAGCACAGCCAAUGACAUUUGAUUUCUCCAGGUGAAUCUGAUUAGCAUACAAUACAUUCCUUUUCACUUACAAAUCGCAAAGAUAUCAGCCUCCCGGAAUAAUGGCUUUCCAUUAAGUUUUUACCAUACCCACCUACUGUAUCAGUUAUUAAUAAUUAGCAUGUAUCCACCCCUGCCUGGUGUAUAAGGGCAGAGACACACAUGGAGAUUCAGGGAGAUCAGUGGCCCAGCGACAAAUCACCUCUUCUUCUGGGUGACUAAUCUCCCCGCAAUGCCUUCCCGCCGGCUAGAAUCUCUGGCGGGAUGGCACUCGGAUCGCUUUGUUUUUCGAAGUUUCCUCGUGAGGCGACUUCAUAAAACGAAUCGCUCCGAGUGCCAUCCAACCGGUGAUUUAGAUUCUAGCCAGCGGGAAGACAGUUAGGGGAGAUUUCUCCCCGAAUCUCCACGUGUGUUUCUGCCUUAAUGUGGGUGACCCCCUGAUAAUCCGGGUGGGUAGAGCACUCUUGAUUAAGUGUUAUCUGGCUGCUCUGUGUUGAUAAUGUAUUGAAUGUAUGUCUGCCCAAAAUAAGUAACCAAUGAAUUACAACACAAUUACUUCAAGAGCCAUCUAUUCAGUCUGAUUUUCAGUACAGUAAAUCUCUGAGUGUUGUCAUCCGAUAUCUAUUAGUAGCAAACAUUACUCCAAUGUUUUUUACUUCUAAUGUACCGUAGGUAUUUUUACAAACAGAAAUGAAGCUUGUUUCCUUGCAGCACAUAGGAGCAUUUGCAAAUAUUGGGUGCACUGGGGCAAUCACCAUUAAUUGGCCAAAAAUGCUUCCUUUUGUGUAGUAGUUAAUGUAUAGUACAGGCAUUUUAACACAAUACUAAGCUGUUUUUAUUGUUUUCGUAUUGCUGGACAUCUGUAUCUGUGUACUAUGUUUUAUACAGGUCUGUGAUCCGUUAUCCAGAAAGCUCCAUUUUAAUAAAAUAAUUCAAAUUUUGAAAAA
This is a messenger RNA of Xenopus laevis (African clawed frog), 6154 nucleotides long. RefSeq names its product homeobox and leucine zipper encoding L homeolog (gene homez.L). NCBI's taxonomy places the organism in Eukaryota, Metazoa, Chordata, Amphibia, Anura, Pipidae. The coding region runs from base 2401 to 3939 and encodes 512 amino acids. The transcript is spliced from 3 exons. Gene Ontology annotation, cellular component: nucleus. Gene Ontology annotation, biological process: regulation of transcription by RNA polymerase II. The record is from RefSeq and is a predicted model, not a curated record. Gene Ontology annotation, molecular function: DNA binding; DNA-binding transcription factor activity, RNA polymerase II-specific.